UCCGACUACAACUCCGGAACCGACUACAACCCCGGAGCAGACUACAACUCCGGAACCGACUACUACUUCAGAACCGACAACCACUCCAGAACCGACUACAACUCCGGAACCGACUACCACCCCAGACCCGACUACCACUGCAGAACCGACAACAACUCCAGAACCAACCACAACUCCAGAACCGACAACAACUCAAGAACCGACAACAACUCCGGAACCGACAACCACUUCUGA
Lottia gigantea (owl limpet) is the source of this 234-nucleotide messenger RNA. RefSeq lists its product as hypothetical. The annotation marks the transcript as partial. NCBI's taxonomy places the organism in Eukaryota, Metazoa, Mollusca, Gastropoda, Lottiidae. The transcript has a single exon. The record is from RefSeq and is a predicted model, not a curated record.